AUGGCCCGAUUCGGUCGGGGCAAGAAGACACCCAAGUCAGGAACCAACAAUGCUGACCCGGACAUGCUUUCGCUGCCUACGUCAGAUCCCCGUCGAGCGCCCCGUGUCAGCCUUCCCCAUGUGGAAACGCAAUUGAACAUGCAUCAAUACAAUGGACUCUUCAAUGAAAUCUCUACUCCCGAGCGGCCGACUGAUGCUCCCGCCGCGGAUUCCCCGCCAGACCCCGUGCUAUCCACCUCCCCGAGCGGCACCAACGGCUUCGCGAAUCACACAAACCAGGAUGCCUCGGCCACGGAAUGGUCGUCGGCGGUCGGGCAUGCGGCGACGGGAAAGUCCGGGCGCGUUAUCCAUAACCUCCAGGAAGAAGUCGCGCGCUUGACUCGAGAGUGUAGUCUCUAUCGCUCUCGCGCCGAGGAGACGCAGCGCAUGAACGAUGCCUACAAGGUCCAGGUACAGAACAUGACCGAGCGACUCCGAAAUCUCGAGCAAGCGAACGAGACGAACCUCCAUUCGAUCGCGCGGAAGGACAAGAAAAUCGACGAGCUGCGAGCGGAGGUACAGACCGAAAAGGAUCGCAGAGUGCAGGCGGAGGGCGAGGCCAAGAAAGUCAAUCAGUUGAUGGGGGUGGCCCGCGACGAUUUCCACCGCAAAUGUGCCGAGCUGCAGGAAAUCUCCAACCAUUCUCGGACUCAGUACGAUGUCUUGGCCCAGUCGGCGCACCGUGAACGAGCGGAACAGCAGCGGAAGCUCAAGUCGAUCAAGGAUGAUAUCGCGGCCAUGAAGAAGCAUCACGACGCAAAGAAUACUAAGCUGGAGCGUUUGGAGGCGAUUAUGGCGGAGAAGGAUCAGGAGAUUGAGCUCAAUAGGGAGAGAUUCGACCAGCUUUUUGCAAACUAUGAGGCUUAUAAGCAGGCGCAAGACGACGAAGUCGGAACGCUGAUCGAGAUCGGCCGGCGAGGCGAGGCCAAGAUCAACGCCACGCUGGCUUCGCUGAAAGAAACCGAAGGGAAAAUGAAGUGGAUCAUUCAGGUCAAACAACAGGUCAAGGACGCUGAAUAAUUGAUCCAGCACAGUCUAUGACGGUCCAAGCAAUACCUAUGGCAGGCGCCCACUCGGUUGACAGAUUCGGGUCAACGGCGGGCACGUUGACCUUGAUUACGGAAAAUCCUCAGCUUGCAACCCAGUAUCCCAAUGGAGCACUCGUACCCUCUUGCGUGCAACUCGGCAACGGCAACGACAACGGUCAUCGAGGACCAUGAAACACAUCUUCUACAUUCCAUUCUUGUACUCUUUAUCUUUCC
Molecule: messenger RNA, 1301 nt
Organism: Aspergillus homomorphus CBS 101889
Lineage: Eukaryota; Fungi; Ascomycota; Eurotiomycetes; Eurotiales; Aspergillaceae
Exons: 2
Coding region: 1-1059 (352 amino acids)
Source: RefSeq, a predicted model, not a curated record